Molecule: messenger RNA, 390 nt
Organism: Lasiodiplodia theobromae
Lineage: Eukaryota; Fungi; Ascomycota; Dothideomycetes; Botryosphaeriales; Botryosphaeriaceae
Exons: 1
Coding region: 1-390 (129 amino acids)
Source: RefSeq, a predicted model, not a curated record
AUGCACGCCUCAAUCAUCACUGCCCUCGUCCUCGCCGCCGGCGCCAUUGCCAGCCCAAUCACCCCCAAUGUCCAAAGCGACACGAAGCUCUCCCGCCGAGGCAACUCCUGCACCACCUCGAACUAUGAGAUCAUGGCCAAGCAAUGGAAUGUCUAUCUCGACAACGACGCCUACUACAACAAGCAAUGCGGCGGCGGUUGCCUCGACAAUAUUCGCGGUCGCUGCGGAUCAAUCGUUACCGGCUGGGGAUGCGAUCGCGACGCCAACGGCCAGGCGCACAUGUCUUUCAUGACUCCAGCGGGUUGCUCACGCUGGGCUAUAACGCAGGCACUGAACGCCUGCACCAAGAAAGAGCAGACGAUUGACUGCGUUUACGUUAAGAGCGACUAA